AACAUUAUUGCAAUUUCAAGGCUGAUUUCACAUUGAACUAUCUUUAUGGGACAUAGCAUGUGUGGAUAAUUUAUAAGUUUAAACAAGACUUUUGGACUCUGUGUUUCCCCCAAGUUGAAUUCACGGAAAGCCGAGACAUAGAGCAAUAUGAAGCACUGUCAUCGGCGUAAGAUCGCUCAAAGAUGCUUAUCAAACAACCUCAAUAAGAUUGAUCAGUGGUGUGAUGCCUCACAUCUGAGCUUAGAAAAAAGUUUUGAUCCACGUUCCGCUGGCGCAUGUGUAUGAUUGUAUAUAUCAUACGGGAGCGCCAAUGAAAGCCCACUUUGAAGCAUUUGGGGACGUUUUAUAUAGCAGCCUAUCUGAAUUUAUCAUACUAUUGGUAUCGAUGAUGAAUAUUAUUGGUAAUUAGUUUGAAGUAGUUACUGGUGAUAUUGAUAGGAAUAAACUACUGGUUUAGUGUUUGUGUUCCGAGACUCGUUGAUAUAAAGAAUUACUUCUCUGUGAAUAUCGGCCUCAAGGGCCACUUGUGAUGCUUGAGGGUGUUGACGUGGGGAUAUACCGUCGCCAUGAGUAGCUCUAAGUGGACUAGGAGUAGGGAUGGGAGGACUGCUGCUGGAUGUCCCGAACUGGUCGGCCUUCGAUACCUGGACCCGAAGCAGAAGGGGAUCACGCUAGACAAACAAGGAUGGAUGAGUGGUAACCUAUCCCCAAGGGGCUCCACAUCGGUUAGCGAGAAUGACAAUAGAAUGAAGAAUAACAGACGUACAAGUAAUGCUCAACAACAGAGUCAGAACGUGAACCAAAAUACGCCUCCUCCUUCUCCCGCAGGCUCUUCAGACCGAUCAAAAGCCUGCUGUUUCUGUUGGUGCUGCUGCUGCAGUUGUUCUUGGCCUACUGAUACCUCUAAAGCAAGAUUCAUGGCAGAGCGGAUGACUCGUACAGCCGGGAACUCUGAUGCCCCGGGUCCAUUACUAGCUGGGGACCGACACACUUUAACUGUGAAGAAUAGAGAAGAAAGUAAUUCAAGUAAAAAUAAAGAUACAAAAUUAGACAAUUUAUCAGAAAAGGAAGAACCUCCAUCAUUAGAAGAACUUAAAUGUUGGUCAGAAUCAUUCGAUAGGUUAAUGAGUACCAUGGCGGGUAGGAAAUGUUUUCGGGAGUUUCUACGAUUGGAAUACAGUGAAGAAAAUAUGUUGUUUUGGAUGGCGUGUGAGGAACUCAAAUCAGAACACAAUGCAGAAGCCGUAGAAGAGAAGGCUAGGUUAAUAUACGAAGACUACAUCUCAAUACUAUCGCCAAAGGAGGUAAGCUUAGACUCUAGGGUGAGGGAAAUAAUCAAUCGAAAUAUGGUCGACCCCACUCCACAGACAUUCAACGAAGCACAACUCCAGAUCUACACGCUCAUGCAUAGAGAUUCCUAUCCUAGGUUUUUAAAUUCACAAGUAUACAAAAAACUAUUACAACAAGGCGCUAAAGACACUAGCUGAACAGAUAGUAAAGCUUAGCGUAAUGACUUUAGCCGACUUCUUGUUCUGUUUUGUGGUGAGAAAAAGAUCUACCAACGGGAAUGGUACGCAUGCGCAUGCGAGCCAAUCGGUCAGGACUAAGGACAGGACGUCAGAGUUCAAAACUAACCAAUCACUGCCGGUUUUCACAUUAUACUCAUUUUCAUUGGAUACUUUACAUUACGGCAUAAUCAUGCUGGUGUACUGGUUGGUCACUUUGGUUUAUACGCCACACAUCACGUGGUUAAGUUGGCCUGUCGGAUUUGAGCUGACGAAAUUGGACCGUUGGCUAUCAGUGUUGGCUAUAAAAUGGAUAUUAGAAAGCCUCUGCAUGACAAAGUAUUCUUUGAGGGAGAUCUCUUUUUUAUCAUACGAUGUACUUGAUUCAAUCCACAUUCAUUGGCUUAACUUGAACAUGACAUCAUUGAAUACAUCAUAUCAUUCAUUUUGGAUUUUUCGCGCAGACCCAAACGCUCCGGAGACGCGUGGGAUAGGGGAACCCACGGCGACCAGCAAUAAGGCCUACCAAUUACUCAAACGCAAGCCAGAACAGAUAUACUAUGUAUAUCACUGUAAAAAAUAUCAUAAAUGCGCCAUACACGUGGUUAAGUUACCAGGCUCAGUCUCUCCUCAGCUGUUUCGUGAGCAGAUCAUCAGACACACCCGUCUCCGGAAACGGUCCAUGGAAUCUGAUUUCGAAUGCUUGCAAACAAUUUCAAUGCGCGUGCGCGUGAAAGUACCAUCUUCCUGUUCCGGAGUAGAUGAUUGCAUGAGUAUGAAAAUUCUUCCAUAUUCACAUGAUUUGUUUGCACCUGUACAUGACUUAAUCAAAAUAUGGACUCGGCGCUAGGAAGCUGCCAGCCCGUAGGAUGCCGGUCAGCAAGUAUAUUUUGAAGACAUUUUAUUCAGUGGAUAUAUCAUCAUUCAGCCAUGGCAUUGUUCACAUGUUCUAUUGCAUUUGAAAGAGUGUACAUUUUGAUUAACAGAAGUCAUAAGGUACUGUUGUGGAUCUAUUUUCUAUACCACGAGUAAGUCACAUGACUGCAUUCGCUGUAUAAAUACGCCAUAGAACUCACUGUAUGUAAAUAUUAUGAUCUUAUAUUGUGAGUGUCCUCUGUUGAGCAUUUCGGUAUGACAUGAAUAGCCUUUAGAUUUACUGUUAACACUCACGACUAGAUGAUUUUAUCGAAGAAAAGCUCAUUCGCCUAAUCAAUGUACUGAGUGCAACUGUCGGAUUAAAAGACUUGAAGCACUAUGCAACAUAAUAUCUCCCGGAUUGGAAGCGUGAAAUUUGAAAACGAUUCGAAAAUCUCGAAUUCGAAAUGAAGGAACUCUCGUCUGCUUCGUUUGUUAUUGAUCUUCAUUCAGUGGAGAAAGUAAAAAGUGUACGAGCAAAGUUGGCGGAGUAACAAAUGCAUCUUGUGAUACGUGGAUGAAAAACUUUCAUUAAAAUGUAUUGGGAUGUUGAUAGUUAUGUUUACAAGUGAAGUUGAUGGUUUUGCUUCGAGUGGAGCUAAGGGGACCAAGGUUUACAAUCCACCGACGAGAUACGAGAAAGCGCUACGAUGUUCUUGUGUUGAAAUGUGUACAAUGUAGAUUGUCUUCACUGUGAUUAAAAUGUUUAGAAAAAUUUCAGUCAUGACAUAAAACAACACGAGUAAAACUUGUUCAGCCAUUAUGAACCGACAAACCCGUCCGUGCCUACAAGUCUAUCUAAUGUAAGCUGGGACACAUUCAUGCACUCUUAUCCAAUCAUUGAUGCCUUCAAGCAUCGGACGCUCAGGAUUAAGUGCGCACUGGGGCGAGCCGCCUUCAUUCCAGAACUGGAAGCCACUCUAGAAAUGUUUUCAAGGAAAAUCCAUCGGCUGUGCGAUGGUUCAGGAAGUGAAAAUUCUAUUAAUAAAACGAGAACGUGUGUGAACGCAUGGCAUCAGCAUCAUCAUCAGUUAGGCUUCAUGGUCAAGAUUUAGACCUUUGCCAUUAACCAAAAAAAUGAUGCGAUGCAUUACGUAGAAGAGAGUAUAGCACGGGGUCCAUCUUCGUGGAUUAUGAGGUAUAUAAAACCGUGACGAUUUCGACCGGGUGACUGCCUUUUGAUGUCGCGGAGCAUUUCGGCUGUACAUUUCAGGAUUUGAGGUGUGGUUGUCCGACGACCAUGGAUUACAAUUCUGAGGAUUAAACAAGUAAAAUAAACAAAAUUCCGGAAAUGAAAAUGAUGCCAAAGAUCGGGAAUGUGCAAUAGAUGAUACUUAUAAACAUAGUGGGAUAUUUUGUACUCGUGUUUUUAAUGAUUACUCUCAAAGGUUCAGGUUUAGACUUAAAAGAAUCAAAGUCAUGUUGAUGGGAUUUAAGACGAAAUUUAUUGCUGUAUUGUAGCCGUUCGGAUUGAAAGUUUGGCGUACCCAGUUUGUAGCAUUUCUGCGUUUGAACUUGGAAAAAAGAAGGCGCGAAUCUUUGGCAAUAUAAUAAGUCUGCUUCAAGGCAGGCGAUCGUGCAUAAUAUCUUAAAGACAAUGCUAGACUUCGUCCAGUUUGGUGACGGGAUUUUCAAACGUGUUACUCGUUGGUGGGUUGUAUCCAGAAUUACAACCCCUGGGCAUGGCCAGGCAGGCGGCACUCCGUACAGCAGAAGUGAUAUGAUGCGACUGUACGUGCCACAGUCAUUUGAUUAAUAGCUACAAUUUAACAGGGUUUUCUGAACAUUCUCAACAAAUUUCACUGAUUAUUUGUCGACCUGUAUGUAGAUAUGAACACAAAUGACGAGUGUCUAGUAUAAAUUGUUCUGGUUAUCAAUGGUAUAUAGUAAGUGCUUAGACCUCAAGAAAGCUAGUUUUCAACUGUAGGCUAAACUGUUAUGGACACUACUGUUUAAUGGUCUCACAUGAAACAUUUCUUAAUGUAGUAAUGUUUGAAUUUUUUUUUACAAAUUGACGAAAGGUUAGAUGUAGGAAUUUGUGUUUUUCCGUCUGUGUAUUGAGGCCUGGCGUGGUCCCGGUGUAGCAAUGUUGCCCCAAUUACGUUACACGAAAGAAGAACCAGGGAGUCGAUAUUUGUCAUCUAUGACGACUUCGAACACGCAUCGCCAUCCAGCCAUUCAUGCACUUUCGUAUUGCUAUACCUAUUUAUAGCCUCUUUCAGAAGUAAAUGUCUAAGCCUUUUUUGGAGAUUUUAAACUUUGGCUGGAGUGACAUGCAGGGAUAUAGAAACUUGACAAACCUCGGAUAUCUGCUCUCCAGCGUUCCCCAAACAGUGAGGAUGGCAACACACAGAAACAGAAACACUCGAAGUCCAAAACACCGGUGUGACAUAAACCAGUGUUUCCAUUCUCUUGUGUUCCCCUCAUUGUUUGCUUAACAGAGGAAAACAGACCAACACACAACACGUUUUUCUGUCACGUGUCCUCGGUAUCAAUAUGUUCAGUGUAUGGCUUCUUCGAUCUAUCGUUGAGGAAAGCUUAUGAAUUGGAUGAAAAGUAGCAAAUAUUACAACACCUCGAAGGGAUGAUCAAGAUUGAAUGAGUAAUUAUAGGAAUACUUAAAGACCAAGACCGAAAAACGAAAAUACCGAAUAAAGAAUAAUUGUCAACAUAGUCGUUGAUACGUUUAUGAGGUUACGAUGUAAGGUAAUGUAACUAGAGUCAGCCUUUUUUUACCGUGUGAUUUUGGUGUACAUUUCAACUUUAUUUCCAACGUUAGAUUUGAGUGGUUCGCGUAUGUUUUUAGAGGGGUGGCGAUAGAUUAAGAUUGGGAAGUCCGGCGCUUUCUUUUUAAGAAUUGGUAACGAAUUUGGUCAAAUUCGGGCUGUAGAUGCUGAAAGCUUGGUUAUCACCUGGAACCUUCUCCUGAUGCAGUCUGAUUUCUUCCACACAAACUGAAAAAUGUCUGCUUACAUUGUGACGAACUUAGUGGUAGGCCCUUGUGUGUUAAUCGCCAUUUUUACCCUGCAGAUUAUAUUGCAAAAGGCCUGUGGUUUUCGAAAGAAAUGAGCGUCACUGUACAUUCAAUCAAUACACGUGAAAGGUCAUGUUCAUUGAUCGAAAACAGUAUUUACGAUGAAAUUGGCCCUUUAAAAUCCUCUUUGUUGCGUUUGAAGCAGGACCGUUGUCGUCAGUUAAAUUAUACAAUGAUGGCGAUAUUCAACUUUGGUCUUGCUGUAAAAUAAUCAUGAAAUUUUGUUUUAUCUGAAAUCAGUUCUCGCUGAAACAUUGCGUUGCGUGACCAAAGAUUGGUAACGUAGUGGUGACAAAGCCAGCAGUGACAACAUGUAUAAAUUCGCGGACGAAAAUGGCAACAUCAUGUCUGGUCUAAGGCAACCCGUGUUGAUGUUUUGACUUAUCGUGCGAUUUCUUUCAACUUUUAAAUGUUUACCCGAGUUUCAAACAUAUCCAGUUCGAGUGUGAUAGAUAAUAAGGACGUUUUAGUAGAUUUUAUCAGGGAAACUAGUUAUAUUUUGGCUGUUAUCUCACGUUAUUGACUCGCAUUGAGGAGCCUAGCUCCUGGAUGACUUUCUGUUACAUGUUCGUCCGUUGUCGCGUCGAUUUGCGUUGGCGCUUUCGCCGUUGCCUGUCUGUUGUUAUUGGUGCCUCUGCCUGCUGCUCUAAAGUUCGGAAUCCACUGCGGCGAUUUGUGCUUAAGCAAGGCGUUUUGAUAGGUGAAGUUAUUUGCGGUUGUCUUUAUUCUACAGACCUCUUACACCACUUCAAACGAGGUGUAUCAUGUCGUUCGAAGCAUACCAGCAAAUGAUAAUGCGGCUCAACAAUAAAGAAUGUAGCCGCUGUCGGUCGAACGAUACUGAGUGACAACCGUAUGUACCGGAAGUGAUCAAAUGGCAUCAGUGGAUUCCCGGCUGAAGGGUCUACUCAUUAAGGAUACAGAAUAGCCCCUUGCUGAUACCAGUUGAUAUGAAUAGGGCACUGAUCCUUACCUUAACUGACUUCUUAAACAGCUCAUUCUCCGAAACACGAUUGUAAUGACGUUGAUUAUUCAACUGAAGAUAAUCUGGUAUAGAUAUAUCGCUCAACCAUUUCUUUUGUUUCGGACUACUAGUUAUAGCCUGAUUCAUGUCAAGCAGUUCGAGGGAUGACACCACCUGAAGAUCCCUUUGCCAGUCAGCUGACCCAGUCAUUAAGUUUCAAUCUAGUGAACAGUCUCUAUAUCUGUUUUCCUUCGUUACACCAUUAGCCGGAAGCUUCACGGCGAGGCAGUCCAUCCUAUACCCGCUAUUCGUGCUACAGUGAUAGAAGCUCCUCUGUCACUAGCGACACAGCCGUCGCUGAGCUUUCCACAAAUUGUUACAGGCCGAGUUAAACGAUGGCAUUACUGAGGAGGGCAGCACACGCUGCGACCGUUGAUAAGCAUUUUUCAAUUCGAUCGGAGACGACAUACUCCAUUCAAGAGAAAAUGGCGGUACUUGAAUACUUUCAAUGAAAAACAAUUGCAGCAUCAAUGGUGACACAGAAGGCCCAGCCCAAGUGCGUAACGCCAAACUGUAGAAGGGUUAGGUGGGUUUAUCGUGGUGAAACAAGAUCAGAGUGACAUUACUUGGUGAUCGGUCAGCGAACCUUUCAUAUAGCUUUGUUGACGAAGUAGUCAUCUCUUGGCUACCUGAACACACUACUGAAAUAUGAAGAAGGUUUCCUUGAAAUAGUGCUAAAGCCAGCUGGUUUCGUGUAAGUAUCGUUCUCUUUCCAAUGAUUCUCAGCGCCUAUGACUUAAUAAUUCCACGGCGCACGCCAAGUUAUAACCAUAUCAGUAUAAAUAUCACCACACGAGCAAGGGUGACAAGAGAUCUUGUCAAUAUAGUGACUGUUGUCUAAGUCUUUGUGAUACCUUUGACAAUCAAACACCUGGAACCAACAUUGUUUUUGGACAGAUUCAUUCGAACUGGUGGCUUGCUGUAUAGAGAUGAUAUAGAUAUCAUGACUUGACCAGUAUCUGGCGUCCUUGUGUUAGGCUCAGAAUGCCAUCCGUUCUUAGGAUUAUCUUCCAUAAUCGGCAUAGGUUCUGAAUAUCUUCCGAUCAAUGUAACGCUUGCAGUUAUGCAACAUACCGGCAAAAGAUGUGUUUCUCUUAGUUGUGUGUGCUUGUUCGUUCUGCAAAGCCAUGUUGAACAAGACCGUACUCUUGAAAAAUAAAGUUUGUUUAGCUUUUGAAAAGCCUUUAAAAUGUUUUUUAGCAAACACAAAUGUGCAGCCCAUCAGAGGUUUCCACGAAAUAAAGUCUGAAAACCCCUUCGCUGAGAAACCUUAGAGGGGGUGCAUUUUGUGUCUGCCCUAAACCCUCUAAAGGUUUUUCAAAAAAUAUUUCUUUCCUAAGAGUGUGAUAUAUAUCCAUACGACUGCAGCUGGCAAGUUAUCUACAGAAAGGACCUAUGGCGUGAUUGUGGUUUUUAAACCAGGUUAACUCCAGUUGAAUAAUGAUAAUCAUUCUUGUGUUUCGGUGAUAAUAGUCACUUACUCUGUCUAAUUCUCUACUCGUUGUCUAUAUGUAACAUACCUAAGACAAGCUAGUUUUUACACACUGUAUAAUUAUCUUAACUUGUCAUUUUUAUGAUUGUAUGGUUUGAAUGUAUCAAGGUUAAUAAGUAUUUAUAUUUAUAAUUUCGUUCACGUGGAAGUUGUGUUGAAUAGUUUACAACUUUACUUCUAUGAUGUAAAUUAAUGUGAAAUAAAUUAUUCUGAAUCAUGAGGAGAAUAUGUUAUGUGUUGAUCCCUGGCGGAUAUAGUACGUCGUUUUUGGUGCUUAAGGGGGAGAUGGGAAGUCGACUGUAGAAGCAAACAAGGAA
Messenger RNA from Lineus longissimus, 8287 nucleotides. Its product is annotated as regulator of G-protein signaling 17-like. NCBI's taxonomy places the organism in Eukaryota, Metazoa, Nemertea, Pilidiophora, Heteronemertea, Lineidae. The record is from RefSeq and is a predicted model, not a curated record. The transcript is spliced from 8 exons. Bases 567 to 1487 code for a protein of 306 amino acids.